GACCGCCCUCUCCUACAGGUGCAUGCCGGGUAAUGCAGGAUGGCGUCUGCGGGUUGUGUGGAGGAAUGAAGCGGCUGACCGCUGCCUGUUUCCCCGGUGAACCCGCGCUGUCAGCGGCCUUAGUGUUUCAGCAGAGCGGAGCUGCCGGUGUUACUGAGCUAUGAGGAGUGGCGUGCUGUUGCCUCCAGACAGCCUGGCUGUUGGACUAUGCUGUGUUUGUUCUCUGGGUGGCGCCUCCUGAGCCGAGCUCGCCACCUUCCCCGCCCCGCUGCCGCUCAGCCAGUUGCCAUGUACGCCACCCGCCUCUACAACCCUGCGGGGGGAGGAGGAGGAGGAGGGGGAGGAGGGGGGGUUAAACAGGGUCGACGGGCGGGUCUGGCCGUCCUGGAGGCCCCUCACCCUCCUCACCCUCACCUUCCCCAUCACCCACACCCAGCCCCGCCUCCCCCUACCUUCCCGCUGUACCAGGGGCGCCCUGAUGCUCACAGAGGGGCGCACUUCCACCCCCACUACCACCCACAGCCUGCCCACCUGGCCCCUCCCCCGCUGCCCCCUCACUACCAGCACCAUGCACACUACCACUCAUACGGAGGAGGGGCUCCGGCCGCCGCUGUGGGCAGCAGGAAGAAGACGUGGAACUUCAUCCACGAGAAGAUGAGCUACGACACGUUCUUCACCAUGAAGCGGCUCAUCGAGCGCUCGCGGCGUCCUGACGAGGUCUUGCGCUGGGUUACACAGAACCCUGCCAAGAUCUCCCACAACCACUACCCCGUGGCCUUGCAGAAGAUCGGACAGCUACUGCAGGCCACGCCAACGCUGGCGUCAUCGCCGCGAGCAGCGCCCGGCGGCGAGGACCCCGACACGGAGGCUCCCAGAGGAGCCGCAGAGGCAGCCGACGGACGCCAGAUCCUGGAGCAUCAGGACUUCCAGACGCUCUGCAACGCCAUCGUCAACGACUGCGCCAAGUUUGACAACUUCAGCAUCGUCAACUGCCUGUACGCCGUGGCGGCGCUCGGCCUCCCCAGUGACUCAGCCGUGGUGCAGGUGCUGGAGGCGGAGUCCCAGGCCAGACUGAGCCAGUUCAACCAGAAGGACGUGUCCAUGGUGUUCAGCUCCAGCAUGAAGCUGCACCCGGGCAGCCAGCACGCUCUGACCGAGGCCUGCCUGGCCGGCCUGGAGAAGAACCUGGAGAGAGAGCGCCACCCGCAGACGCUCUUCCUGCUGCUGUCCUACUACAGACUCAAGCUGCGCUCGCUGCAGACGCACCAAGCAGCCGGCGCCACUACAGCCGCCACUACAGCCGGUACAGCUGCUACAGCCGCGGCCGACAACAGCAGCACGCCUCCAAACCCCGAGCAACUGCUCGCCAACAGGUGAGAACAUUCUGUU
Messenger RNA from Sander lucioperca (pikeperch), 1389 nucleotides. It is a transcript of the gene fastk, whose product is annotated as Fas-activated serine/threonine kinase. NCBI's taxonomy places the organism in Eukaryota, Metazoa, Chordata, Actinopteri, Perciformes, Percidae. Gene Ontology annotation, cellular component: ribonucleoprotein granule; mitochondrial matrix. The record is from RefSeq and is a predicted model, not a curated record. The coding region runs from base 208 to 1377 and encodes 389 amino acids. Gene Ontology annotation, biological process: mitochondrial RNA processing; regulation of mitochondrial mRNA stability. The transcript has 3 exons. Gene Ontology annotation, molecular function: RNA binding.